Molecule: messenger RNA, 603 nt
Organism: Phyllostomus hastatus (greater spear-nosed bat)
Lineage: Eukaryota; Metazoa; Chordata; Mammalia; Chiroptera; Phyllostomidae
Gene: RPL22L1
Product: ribosomal protein L22 like 1
Exons: 4
Coding region: 120-488 (122 amino acids)
Biological process (GO): cytoplasmic translation
Cellular component (GO): ribosome
Molecular function (GO): structural constituent of ribosome; RNA binding
Source: RefSeq, a predicted model, not a curated record
CCAAAUUCUCUUCCGGCGAACGAAGGUCUUACGUUCCCGGCGCGUGACGCAGCACGCUUAACUAUAAAUACGUGCCGGCGGCUGCCGACUUCCCUCUGAUCUCUCGGACGACGUGCAAGAUGGCGUCGCAGAAAGUCAAGAAGCCUAAGAAGACAAUCUGGAAGUUUGGUUUGGACCUUACUCACCCAGUAGAAGACGGAAUUUUUGAUUCUGCAAAUUUUGAACAGUUUCUGCGGGAAAAGGUUAAAGUCAAUGGAAAAACUGGAAAUCUUGGGAAUGUGGUUCACAUUGAACGCUUCAAGAAUAAAAUCACAGUUAUUUCGGAGAAACAGUUCUCUAAAAGAUAUUUGAAAUAUCUUACCAAGAAAUACCUUAAGAAGAACAGUCUUCGCGAUUGGCUUCGUGUGGUUGCAUCUGACAAGGAGACUUACGAACUUCGAUACUUCCAGAUUAGUCAAGAUGAGGAUGGAUCUGAGUCUGAGGACUAGGCGGGGCCUCCUUUUAGAGGGCUCUGCUUAGCAGCGAAACAAAUGAUGUAUUCCAGAGAAACAUCUAGCACUGGACUUAAUAGUUUACUGUGAAUAAAAAGCACAGCACUCUGUA